Cucumis melo (muskmelon) is the source of this 1515-nucleotide messenger RNA. RefSeq lists its product as uncharacterized. Lineage: Eukaryota; Viridiplantae; Streptophyta; Magnoliopsida; Cucurbitales; Cucurbitaceae. The transcript has 4 exons. The coding region runs from base 1 to 960 and encodes 319 amino acids. The record is from RefSeq and is a predicted model, not a curated record.
AUGAGGGCUCCUAUUGCAUUUCCUCGCCGCCCUCCUUAUGGUUCCUCUGAUUCCACUAAGAAGGUCUUUGCUACCUCUGUUAGAGUUUUUGCUUCAAAUGUUGAUGAGUUUGUUCUUGGUAGUACAUCUCAUUAUAUAGAGAAUGUCUCUACUCCUUCCAUCGAUGACUCUACUCCUCAUAUUGACGACUUUGCUCUUAACGUUGACAAUCCUACUUCUAUUGAAAUCACUGCUCCGCCUCAUUCUUCUGCUCCUCUAGAGGAAUUUCCUACUCAAACAGAAGGGGUUUUGCUCCGACUGGCUCUUCCGUGCCUCCGCCUCCUAAGCCUCCUCGACGUCCCCCUUUCAUUGGACAAAAAGUUAUCACUAUUAAGACUGAGUGUAGAAAGCUGCCUUCUAAUGUCCUUAUUGCUGGUGUUUCAUUCUAUUCUGAGGAUAGUAUCCACUAAUGAAAGUAUGUGGUUCAACACUUCCUUGCUGACGAGCGAGAAGGUUGAUCAAGGUCUUCCAACUGCUAUUCAAUGCCUAAUGAUGAUGUGUUGCUCCCUCCUUCUUUGGCCACUCGAAUUAUGCAACUUCUCUUUGCUAAGUUUCAAUUGUUUAGUCAGGUACAUCUGGUUAAGAAUCAUCUUCUUGAGUUUAUACUCUAUGCAAGCAAGGGGGAGUAGAGGAGAAAAGAGAGGAGGAGUUUGUUUGUUUUGUUGGUGGGUUGUGGACAUAAUUUUUUUUAUUGGAUUGCUAAUUGUCCUGCUUUUAUUUCUGCUGAAUAUGUUAUUCUGGACUGUGUUCUAUUAUUAUUUUGGGACUACUAAAUGGUCUUAUGUUGGAUUUCUUUCUUUGCUAAAUAUAUCAUUUGGUUUGGUUUGGCCUUCUGUAAAUAUAUCUCUUAGCUUGUGCUGGCUUUGUUCUCUUUAUCUUCUAUUUAGUUUGGUUGGUGGUUGGUUGAUUGCACUUGCUUAGAUAAAUAAAAGAAGGAUUACAUUUGGUUGCUCCCAUUUUCUUUUAUUUAUUUAUUUGAUUAAAUGGUUAGUCUUAAUUUUUAUCCUAAUUAACAAACUGGAAGAUAUAUUGCUCUAGGUUGUUUGCACUCGGCUAAAAUUUCAUGAGUUGGUUUUGUGUUUUGUUGUGGGCCUUUAUGUGCAGUUUAUGGCUUUUCGACAUGUAAACUUUUCGACCGAACUGUGCAUUUGAACUUCUGAGAUUGGUCAUUGAUAUUGAGAGCUAUUUCUCUUAUUGUGGUAAGUUCGUCACAUAUGAUAUCUUGCUAUUGUGAUAUAACGUGGUUAAGGAAAUGCUUGACAGUUGAUGGUGCUUUAUGAUAUCUCAUUCAAGGGGAGCAUAGUCUGGCAUACGUGAGACGGGUUUAGUGCAGAAUAAUCCAAGAACUUUGUAUCUAUAAAACUUGGAUUGACUGUGUACAAGAUUAUUCUAUAUCAUGUUGAUGUUCAUAUAGUUGACAAUUAUAUUGUACUCAUGAACUUUUUCAUAAGGCAAUAUAUGACCUUUUUCUAUGGG